GUCUAACGUUUUUUUCCACAUUGUUGAAUAAUAUUAGCACAUCAGAGGAAUUGAGGUCAAAAGCUACUUUUUACUUGGACGUUAUUUUGUUAAGUGAUUUGAAACCUGGUAAAUUGAGUAUCACUCCUUAUUAUCUUGUUAGAGUGAGUGUUGUAACGCUUGGGCACAAAAUAGUUGUUAUUGGAGUAAGUGUUGUAAGUGGUGAUCUGCACUCAAUAAAUAAUCCUAAACUUGUAGAAUUACUUAUCCCAAUAAUUAAAAAUAAAUCGUUAAAAAGCCGGAGAACAAGCUGCGAGGAUUUUUAUCAAAGCGUUCAAGAUAAAGCCUUCAUUAUUGAUGAUAAUAAAGUUAAAAGUUCGGAAGAAAAAGAGAAAAUUCUGACACUUGGUCAAUUUCAUGAAAUAAAAGAGAAUUUUGUGACGUUAGUAUCCAAUGCAAAAGAAAGUUUAAGCAGUGACUUAAAGAAAUUCUUGGAUCUUUUACUUGCCCAGAAUGAAAUUAUUGGAAAAAACAUUGGAAAAAAUCAAGAGACUGUUACUUUUGCUCAAGGACAAUUAAACGCAUACAAAAUUAUCUUGCAAGAUAAACUUCAACAUGAUGAAUUGGAGAUUCUUUUAAAUGAACAAAAGAAAAUCUUGAGAUUAGAAAAUCGAUUGUGCUUUUUGCAAAGCUAUGAAUAA
Funneliformis geosporum is the source of this 680-nucleotide messenger RNA. Lineage: Eukaryota; Fungi; Glomeromycota; Glomeromycetes; Glomerales; Glomeraceae. The record is from the annotation of a GenBank genome assembly.